UUUUUGGCAUUUCAUUCUGUUUCUGUGGUUUGGCUUCAACUUCACUCUCUCCCCCGACAGAGACACUCUGUUUGCAAGGAAGACACAAAACACUCCCUUAGUAGAAGGAGCUGAAUUCACAGGUUGGGCUGCUGUGCCAUUGGCGAUACCGCUUUCGCAGAAAACAAACAAAGCAAAGCAAAGCAAAAAAAUGGAGCAAAAGAAGAAGGACAUGAUUCGAAUUGAGCGUGAAUCCGUCAUCCCAAUUAUCAAGCCCAAAAUCAUCAUGACCUUGGCCAACCUCAUUGAACAUAGUUCUGACCGGGCUGAGUUUUUAAAGCUCUGCAAGAGAGUUGAGUACACAAUUCGGGCUUGGUAUCUUCUACAGUUUGAGGAUUUGAUGCAACUUUACUCCCUCUUUGACCCUGUAAAUGGGGCUAAAAAAUUGGAACAACAGAAUCUUCCUCCUAAAGAAAUUGAUGUACUUGAACAGAAUUUCCUGACGUACUUAUUUCAGGUGAUGGAAAAGAGUAAUUUCAAAAUAGCAAGCAAUGAGGAAAUUGAGGUUGCGCAUUCAGGGCAGUAUCUUCUAAAUCUACCCAUCGUGGUUGAUGAGUCUAAGCUUGACAAGAAGCUUUUAAAGAAAUUUUUUGAAAGGCGUCCUCAACCAAACCUUCCCGAUUUUUGUGACAAGUACAUUAUCUUCCGACGCGGUGUUGGACUUGAUCAGACCACUGAUUACUUUUUCAUGGAGAAAGUGGACAUGAUCAUUGCACGCUUUUGGGCUUAUCUUUUACGAAUAACUAAGGUCGGAAAACUUUUAUCCAGAAGAUCAAGUGGACGACCUAGGACAGAUCCAAAGAAGAAGGAGGAAAUUAGCUCUGAAGCAGAUGGAGAGGAUGAAGACUUAUAUGUUGAACGAAUCCGUCUAGAAAAAAUGGAACUAAGUGCUAAAAAUUUGCUGAGCAAGACCACGAUCAAAGAGCCAACCUUUGAUAGGAUAAUUGUUGUUUACAGGCGAGCAAGUACCAAAGCAAAAGAGGAACGAGGAAUAUAUGUGAAACAUUUCAGAAAUAUUCCGAUGGCUGAUAUGGAGAUAGUUCUUCCUGAGAAGAAGAACCCUGGGUUAACCCCAAUGGACUGGGUCAAGUUCCUUGGCUCUGCUGUAGUUGGGCUGGUUGCUGUUGUUGGUUCGAUUGAAAUGCCUAAAGCUGAAUUUUGGGUUAUUUUUGCAGUUCUUUCCACUGUGAUUGGUUACUGCGCUAAGAUAUACUUCACUUUUCAGCAGAACUUGGUAGCAUAUCAGAACUUAAUAACACAGUCCAUGUACGACAAACAACUCGAUAGCGGAAGGGGUACUCUUCUUCACUUGUGUGAUGAUGUGAUUCAACAGGAAGUCAAGGAGGUGAUAAUUGCUUUCUAUAUACUAAUGGAGCAAGGGAAAGCUACAACACAAGAUCUGGAUAGGUGGUGUGAGGAACUAAUUAAAGAAGAGUUUAACGCCAACUGUAAUUUUGAUGUGGACGAUGCAGUUCAUAAGUUGAUGAAAUUAGGAAUUGUUGCUCAGGAUUCCGUUGGACGGUUCUACUGCGUUGGGCUGAAACGUGCUAAUGAGAUCAUCGGCACCACCACGGAGGAGCUUGUCCUUAAGGCAAAACAAGGUGAUACUUCUGCUCUCGAACAGCUCUAGACCAUCGUCAUCUUUGAUGGAAGAUUUCACUCAAUUAUUUCGUUCUUUGGAGUUGUUUGUUUUCUUUUUCCCUUUUUCACGUACAGUUAUUUGUUUAUAUGUCUAAUCUUUGGCGAGGUUUUUAUUUUUCAAUUAUAUAGGGGUAUUUAGAAGUGUGCAUGUAACUCAAACUCAGCUAGAUUAGAUUCCAGAAUUUAGUUGAUUAUCCGGAAUGUUAUAUAAAUUGUGGGCAGACAUUGUUGUAAAUCAACAAGUAGCAGGCAGGCAGGCAGAAAUGAGACUUGUUCGUUGA
Molecule: messenger RNA, 1961 nt
Organism: Prunus avium (sweet cherry)
Lineage: Eukaryota; Viridiplantae; Streptophyta; Magnoliopsida; Rosales; Rosaceae
Source: RefSeq, a predicted model, not a curated record